Molecule: messenger RNA, 705 nt
Organism: Pyrenophora tritici-repentis Pt-1C-BFP
Lineage: Eukaryota; Fungi; Ascomycota; Dothideomycetes; Pleosporales; Pleosporaceae
Source: RefSeq, a predicted model, not a curated record
AUGCGCUUCCAAUCCAUCGCCCUCGCUUUUGCUCUCACCAGCGCCGUCAUCGCUCUUCCCGACCGCGACGACCGUGACGACCGUGACGACCGCGAUGACAUCAGGGACGGCGACCGCAACAACAACGGUGUUCCCGAUGUUGGCGACGUCGACUACGACGAUAUUCCCCUGGCAUGCCGCGAUACUUGCAACCCUGUCGUUAUCCUAACGCAUAACUGCGACAACAACACUCGUGGAAACGACAACGACGCUGCUGAACUUAGCUGCAUCUGCAACGACCAGAACGCCGCCACUGCUGUUCCCGCUUGUGCAGCUUGCAUUAACUCGAAUGGAGGAUUCCUUGGUCGCAAAGACGACGUCAACGAAAUCAUCCGCGCCUGCAACUUCUCCGUGCCCACACCCAGUGGAGCCAGGCCCAACGGCGCCCCUGCUCCCACCGGCGCAGGCGGUCAAGGCGGCCAGGGUGGUGGUCAAGGCGGCCAGAACGGCGGCGGAAACGGUCAGGGUGGCCAGGGUGGAGGUAACGGCGGCCAGGGCCAGGGUGGCCAGGGUGGUGGUCAAGGCGGUCAGAACGGAAACGGCCAGAACUUUGGCGCUGGAGCCGUGCAGAACACUGGGCGACCAAACGCUGCUUCUGGAAACAAGAUCGCUGGGUCUAUGCUUGUGGGCGUUGUUGGCAUUGCUGGGUUGGCGUUUUUCUUGUAG